AUGGCGCCCGUAACGGCACCUAUGAACUUUCUAGUCCGAGAUAGCUUGUACGAUGACGAGAGACCGUAUCUUCUCAUCUACGAACCGCCGGCAGGUUUCCCAAAGCAGAAUAUCAAGCUGGAAAAGCACACCGACUUGAGAAUAGAGGAUAUUCGAGUCUGCAAGGACCAACCUUCGUUGGACAAAAAUGGGUUUCAGAUCACCAAGUUUAGCAGCAAGAUGUCUCGCGCUGAUUUCGAUAACGAGGAGUUGGUGAAGACAGUCUAUCUUAAAGAGGUUGUAGAUCAUGUGCAAGCUAUCUUUGGGGCUCAAAAAGUCCAGAUAUUUGAGUACGUGCUGAGGAAGAGACACGAGCAGUUCCCUAUCUCAACUGGGGAGCCGUACGAAUUCAAUCAGCCCACCUCGAUCGCUCAUGUUGACACGACACAUUCUUGGACUGAAGAGAUGGUUAAGCGACUGAACCCUGCCACAGCCAAUCAGUUACUCGAGAGUCGUGUGUUGUGUGUCAAUGUGUGGAAACCUCUUCGAGGUCCUGUUAGGGAUUGGCCACUAGCCUUGUGUGAUCCCUUGACUGUUGAUACGCAAGAUCUUCACCCUGGGGAUCUGGUUUAUGACGACUACGUAGUUGAGAAUAUGCAGCUACACUACGACGACAACCAAAACUGGUACUAUAUAAGCCUGGUGUACCUCACUCAGCUUUUCCACUUCCAGAAGACGAAAAUCCUCAAAUGCCACGAGAAAGCGUAG
This is a messenger RNA of Mollisia scopiformis, 747 nucleotides long. RefSeq lists its product as uncharacterized. The coding region runs from base 1 to 747 and encodes 248 amino acids. The transcript has 4 exons. The record is from RefSeq and is a predicted model, not a curated record. NCBI's taxonomy places the organism in Eukaryota, Fungi, Ascomycota, Leotiomycetes, Helotiales, Mollisiaceae. Gene Ontology annotation, molecular function: oxidoreductase activity.